CAUCUGAGCCCCUGUAGACUAUAUAAGCACAGGCUGUACACUCCGUCACAGAGCAGCGAGCAGGCUGUGACGGACAGUGUCGACCCACUCCUGUCACCCACUCCACCCACUGUGACCAGCAGCAGCAGCAGCUUCUUCCUCUGCUUCAACUGAGUAACAGAUCACCCACCCUGUACGAUCCUCAUCAUGUCUGAUCAAGUCACCCUCGUGACCCCCUCGGACCCGCCCCCUCUUCCCUCCGGACCCCGCCCCAAGGCGACCAGCCGCGGCCGUGCUGCCGCUCCCACAGCCGUCUCCAACUCUGACUCAUCAGACAUGCCUGAGUUAGAGUAUUUUGGCAUCCCAGGACCCAGAGGAUAUCCACCUCUGACUGAGUUUCUGGACAUCUUCGACACAAACAUGAUGCACAGGGCAGAUGAGAGUAACAGGAGGCUUCACCACACCACGCUCUUCAACUUGGACAGUCUGAUUGUGCGUCGAGGACAGGAGUUCCAGGUGAAGAUCACCUUCAAUCGACCCUACAAACCUGCAGAAGACAAGUUCGCCCUGGAGUUUGUCAUUGGCUCCAGUCCUCAGUACAGUAAGGGCACCUACAUCCCUGUCUUCCCCACUCCUGAUCGCCAGACCUCCUGGGCCGGUCGUGUCCUAGAAACCUCCAACAAUGUGGUCACCAUGGGCAUCACCCCGGCAGCAAACUGCAUUGUGGGAAAGUACCACAUGUAUGUUGCCAUUGUGACGCCCUAUGGCAUCCGCAGAACCAGAAGGGACGACAGCAGAGAUCUGUACAUUCUGUUCAAUCCAUGGGCUGCAGAUGAUGAGGUUUUCCUGGAUGAUGAAACCGAGAGGGAAGAGUGUGUGAUGACUGAGUUGGGGAUCAUCUACCAUGGCUCCUAUGAUGACAUCGCUGAGAGAACCUGGAACUAUGGACAGUUCAACCAUGGGAUGCUGGAUGCCUGUCUGUACAUCCUGGACCGCUGUCAGAUGCCCAUCACCAACAGAGGAGACCCCGUCAAAGUGACCAGACAGGCCUCUGCCAUGCUGAACUCUCGGGAUGACGAGGGUGUGUUGGUGGGGAACUGGAGUGGGAAUUACGUGGAUGGAGUGGCCCCCACCUCCUGGACCGGCAGCACUGACAUCCUCCUGUCGUACUACAGAAGCAGACAGCCUGUGGCCUACGCUCAGUGCUGGGUCUAUGCUGCUGUCUUCAACACCUUCUUGCGCUGUCUGGGAAUCCCAUCGAGGGUUGUCACCAACUUCUUUUCUGCCCAUGACAACGAUGGAAACCUGAAGACUGAUAUCAUUUUGGAUGAGAAUGGAAGGAUUGACCGCAGUCGCACCAGGGAUUCCAUCUGGAACUAUCACUGCUGGAAUGAAUGCUACAUGGCCAGGCAAGACCUCCCACCUGGAUUUGGAGGUUGGCAGGUUGUAGAUGCAACACCACAGGAGACCAGUGAUGGUUUGUACAGAUGUGGACCUGCAUCAGUCCAGGCCAUCAAACAUGGACAGACUUGCUACCCAUAUGAUGCUCCCUUUGUGUUUGCUGAGGUCAACAGUGAUGUGGUGUUUAAUGUCCGGAGCAAAGACGGGACCCUGGAGCCGGUCAAAGUCAAUCGCACUCACGUCGGACGUGUUGUUUUGACAAAGAAUCCAGGCGACCUGACACGCCGUGACAUCACUGAUCAGUACAAGUUCCCUGAAGGCAGUCCUGAAGAGAGAACUGUCCUGGAGAAAGCAGUGAAGUACGGCUGUAAACGAGAGCAGUCCAACCCUUCUCCAGCUGAUGUGGAGCUGAAUAUGCCAACCCUGGAGGUCACCAUGGGCGAGGAUUUCGAACUAACCCUGGAAUUUGUUAACCACAGUGGUGAGACCCGCACUGUGGACGCCUACAUCAGUGGCAGUGUGGUGUAUUACACCGGAGUCACCAGCUCCGAGUUCCUCUUCAGGACCCCCACAGUGACUGUUGGACCACACAAAUGUGUGAAGGAGUUGCUGGACAUUGAGGCUAGGACCUACAUGAGACACCUGGUGGAGCAGUCCAACCUCAACUUCAUAGUUACUGGGAAAGUGGAGGAGACCGAGCAGAUUGUCUCUGCCAUGAAAGUGGUCACUCUGCGUAAUCCCAGACUCAUCAUCGAGGUGUCAGAGAAUGGCAGAGUGAAUGAAGAGAUGAUUGCAUCAGUGAGGUUCACGAACCCGUUCUCCUUCAAUCUGGAGGGCGUCUAUGUUCGGAUGGAAGGACCUGGACUCAUGACUGCAGCCACCAAAUAUUACAGUCUGAUCCCAGGACACGCCUCCCUGGUCUGGUCUGAGUAUUUCACCCCCCAGAGGGCUGGAACCAGCAGGAUGGUGGCCGUUCUGGACUGUGCUGCUCUCAGACAGGUCUACGGCGAGGCGUCCGUCACCAUCGAACCAUAAGGAUCACCGACGCUAAACAAACAUUAUGCAACUCAAGCCUUCUGAUUAAACGUCAGGUUAUGUAACUUUAACAGGUAUACCUUCUGCAUUUAUCAUAACUGUCAUGAGAGAAUAGGAUGUUCUUCACCUUUUAACAUUCACUGUCAUAGAAUCCCAUUAGUGAGGUUAGAGUUUGGGUUAUAAUAGAAGUGUGACACAAAAUGCAUGGAUUAGACCAGAGGUUCCCAACCUUUUUGGCUCGUGACCCCAUUUUAAACAUCACAAAUUUCUGGUGACCUCAGACAUUCAAAACAAAGACAUUUAUUUUCCUCAAAUUAAUUUGUUUUUCAUCAUAUAAUAGU
Sphaeramia orbicularis (orbiculate cardinalfish) is the source of this 2756-nucleotide messenger RNA. It is a transcript of the gene f13a1b, whose product is annotated as coagulation factor XIII, A1 polypeptide b. Gene Ontology annotation, molecular function: protein-glutamine gamma-glutamyltransferase activity. Gene Ontology annotation, biological process: peptide cross-linking; blood coagulation, fibrin clot formation. NCBI's taxonomy places the organism in Eukaryota, Metazoa, Chordata, Actinopteri, Kurtiformes, Apogonidae. The transcript has 15 exons. Bases 187 to 2415 code for a protein of 742 amino acids. The record is from RefSeq and is a predicted model, not a curated record.